AUGGAGAAUAAGGAUGAAACAGCAUCCAUAGGAAAUAAAAACAAGGAUGAAGAAAUAUUUAAAUUAAGAAAAUUAGUAUCAAUAUUUAAAAAUGAAUGUAAAAAAUUGAAAGAGGAAAAUGAUAAUCUAAAAAAAAAAGAGAAUAAAAUAGAAAAUAGUGAUGGAAAUGUAAACGAAUAUGGAACUAAUAUACAAGAAAAAAAUGAAACAAUUAAAAGAAGUAUUAUCGAAAAAAGUUAUAAAAAAUUAAAAGAUUUUACUAUGCUAUUAGAAGAUAAAUUAAAAAAUGUAAAAUUAGAAAGUGAAAAAAAGUGUGUAGAAUUAGAAAAUAAAAUAGAAGAAUGUAAUAAAAAUAAAAAUAUAUAUAUAACAGAAAUUGUAAAUUUAAAAGAAAAAUUAAGAGAACAAAAUUCAAUUAUAGAUGUAUUAAAUAAAAAAAUAGAAGAAUAUAAAAUUUAUUUAAGAUCAGAAAAAAAUGUGCAAGCAUGUUAUGAAAAUAGUAUAGAUCAAACAAUUGAAUAUAAAAUCGAAAUUAGAAAAUUAAAAGAAAAUAUCGAAAUUCUAAAAAAAAAUAAUGAAAUCACAUCAAAGGAAAGGCAACAAUAUAGAAGCAUGAUUAUUUUAUGUUCACAAUAUAAAGAAAAAUGUAAGCAAAUACCAAAUUUUCAAAAUAAAAUAGAUUUAUUAGAAAAUAAAAUAAAAGAAAUGGAAGUUUACAAAGAUAAAGAUAAUGAAAAUAUAAAAAAACUUACAGAAUUAAAAAAUACUAUAAUAAAUAAUCAAAUCGAAAAUAAUAAUUUAAAAACACAAUUAAAUGAUUGGACAAAUUUUGCAAAAAUAUAUAUAAAUAGUAAAUCGAUAAAUAUAGAUACAUUAAAAAAAACAAUGAAUGAAUUAAAUAAUAAAUAUAAUGAAGCAAAUUCUACGAAAACAGAUCUUGAAGUUAAAUAUAGAAAAAUUGUUAUUGAUAUAGAAGUGCAAAAACAACUUUUAGAAGAUAAAGAAUUUGAAUUAAAAAUUUUGAAAAAUAAAAAUAUGAGACUUGAAAAAAAAUAUGAAUUUUUAAAAAAAGAUUACCUUCUUGAUUUUACUAAAAAUAAUACAAACAUUUCAACGAAUCCAAUAUCAGAAAGUAAAAAUGAUGAAAAUGAAAAUAAUUGUAAAAUGGAAAAUAUCGAAUCAAUUUUAUCAACUAAUAUAUCUAACCUAUUGAAUGAAACAUAUAAUGAAAAUGAUAGUGAAGAAAUAAAAAAAAAUAAAAUUGAGAAUUUAUUAAAAUUAGCCAAAAAUUAUAAAUAUAAAAUAGAUUUCUUUGAAAAUGAUAAUUUAGAAAAAGAAAAAUUAAUAGAAAAAUUAAAUAACAAAAUAAAUAAAUAUAAAACAGAUUUUGAAAAUACACAAUUAAAAGAAAAAAAUAUACAAGUAUUUACACAAGAUUUAUUAUUAUAUGAAAAAGAAAUAAACUUUUUAAAAGAACAUGUUGAAAUUUAUAAAAAACAAAUUUUAAAUCUUGAAAAUGAAUUAGCCAAUAUUAAUAAUUUAUGGAAAGAAGAUAAUGAAAAAAAUGAACUUUCAAUAAAAAAUUUAAAAGAAGCUCUAAAAAAAGCCCAAUUUGAAGCCAAAAUUAUUGCAAAUUCUUCAUCUUCAAAUACUGGAAAAAAUAUAAUAGAAACAAAAGACACAAAAAAUGAUUCAACUUUUCUUUAUAAAGAUAUUGAUAAUAUGAAUUCUAUUGAUGAAAUACAAAUCAAAAAUUUAAAAAAUGAAAACUUAUAUCUUAAGGCGAAAAUAGAAGUAAUUAAAAUUUAUUAUACAAAUCAAAUAAAAAGUUUUAGAGAAGCCUUUCUAUAUAUUUUAGGAUGGGAUAUACAAAUAGAACAAAAUGAUGAAGAAAUAUUUUUUAUAUUUACAUCUAUGUUUUCUACUCAUGAUGGGAAGUUUAUAUUUAUCAAAGAUAAAAUGCAAAAUGACAAACGAUCAUAUAAUAAAGAAAAAGACGAAUACGAAAAUUUUAAGCGCAUCAAAUUGGAUCAUGAUCCCACUUUUGAUACAUCUAAAAAUGAUCCCACUUUUGAUACAUCUAAAAAUGAUUCCACUUUUGACACAUCUAAAAAUGAUUCCACUUUUGGCACAUCUAAAAAUGAUUCCACUUUUGAUACAUCUAAAAAUGAUUCCACUUUUGACACAUCUAAAAAUGAUCCCAUUAGUGAAAAGACAAAAGAUGAAAUAAGUCACAAUACCGAGCAAACCUCCCAAUGUGGUGUCGAAAAAGAUCUUGAUACAGAUGAACAGUAUUUUGCAGGAUUGUUUGGAAAUAAAAAUCAAAUUAAUGCAGAAAAAAUUAUUGAUAAAAUAAAUUUAAAAAAUACUAAUAUUAAUAUGUCAACAAUUAUGAAAGGGUGUAAAUAUAAUUUGUUACUCCAAGGAUAUUACAGUAUUAAAUGGAAUGAAAAUUCUGAUUGGAAAAAAUAUAUAAAUAAAAUAACAACGUAUCCAAUUCUUUUAUCAUUAUUAUGUAUUGACGAAUAUAACAACAUCAAAUCACAAUACCAAAACAGUUUGUGUAAAAAUUCAAGGAGUAUGCUUUUCAAAAUAUAA
This is a messenger RNA of Plasmodium yoelii, 2598 nucleotides long. RefSeq names its product conserved Plasmodium protein, unknown function. The transcript has a single exon. The record is from RefSeq and is a predicted model, not a curated record. NCBI's taxonomy places the organism in Eukaryota, Apicomplexa, Aconoidasida, Haemosporida, Plasmodiidae. Bases 1 to 2598 code for a protein of 865 amino acids.